Daucus carota subsp. sativus is the source of this 1408-nucleotide messenger RNA. RefSeq names its product probable aspartic proteinase GIP2. The transcript has a single exon. Lineage: Eukaryota; Viridiplantae; Streptophyta; Magnoliopsida; Apiales; Apiaceae. Gene Ontology annotation, molecular function: aspartic-type endopeptidase activity. The coding region runs from base 60 to 1325 and encodes 421 amino acids. Gene Ontology annotation, cellular component: extracellular region; plasma membrane; Golgi apparatus. Gene Ontology annotation, biological process: proteolysis. The record is from RefSeq and is a predicted model, not a curated record.
UUCAUACAAGCCACAUUACAUUUCUCACUACUCUUUCAAGCUCUUUCUUCUUUGUAACCAUGGCCUCUAAUAGCACUCCAACAUAUAUAUACUUUCUCCUCAUCUCCUCUCUUGCCCUCCCUCUCAUUUCUUCACCUAUCAAAACCCUAGUCCUCCCCAUUGCAAAACACUCCUCAACUUCACAAUACCUAACAACUCUUUACCAAAGAACUCCUUUAGUACCCAUCAACCUUGUCAUCAAUCUUGGAGGACCCUUUCUGUGGGUCAGUUGUGACAACUCAAGAUACAAUUCCUCGUCGUAUCGAUCCGCUCAAUGCAAAUCCCCCCUAUGUUCACUCACACACAAGUUUCUCAACAUCCAACCACAAUGUAGCAACAACACUUGCAUGAUCACAGCUGAAAAUGUCAUCACAAGCAAAAUCUCAUCCGGGAGUCUGAGCAUCGACGUCUUAAGCCUCCGCGCCACCAAUGGCCUUAACCCCACAAAUUUAACAUCAAUUCCUAGGUUCGUCUUCUGGUGUGCACCGGAGUUUCUAUUACAAGGUCUUCCUAGUGGAUCCACAGGAAUACUCGGCCUUGGCCACAGCCAAUUAUCCUUACCAACACAGCUCGCAAAUCAGUACAAUUUUACCGAAAAAUUCGCCAUUUGCUUAUCUCCAUCAACUAACUCUAACGGUGUUAUAUUCAUAGGAGAGGAGCCUUAUGUAUUCUUCCCCGGCAUUGACAUUUCCAAAAUACUUAUCUACACUCCUCUGGCUAUAACAUCAAAAAAUGCCCGUGAAUUUUCAGAUCCCCACGAAUAUUGGAUUAAUGUUCGAUACAUAAGAAUAAACGGGAGACACGUCCCCUUAAACUCAUCUUACACAAAAAUUAAAACGAAGUUUAGUACCAUUAAUCCCUACACUAUCUUAGAAACUUCUGUAUACAAUUCGGUAACAAACUAUUUUAUCCGCGAGGCUAUUGCUGCAAAUAAUACAUUAGUGGACGAGGUCGCGCCGUUUCGAGUUUGUUUCAGCACGGCAGAGGAGACGGGAAGUUUAACAAGACCAGGGAUGCCAUUUGUGGAUCUGAUGUUGCAGAGUGAAAUUGUGUUUUGGAGGAUUUUCGAGCCAAAUUUAAUGGUGCCGGUGAACAACAAUACUGCAUGCUUAGGGUUUUUGGAUGGUGGGAUUAACCAAAAGUAUGGGAUCAUUGUUGGGGGUUAUCAGCUGGAAGAUAAUUUUGUAGAAUUUGAUAUGGUGAAAUCGAGGUUAGGAUUUACUUCUUCAUUGUUGCUGAGGGAGACUAGUUGUGACAGUUUUAACUUCACGAAUAAUAGUGGUUGAUAGUAGUUAAUUAAGCAGAUACUACUAUUCGAGCUGUAAUAAAACGUUUUUAACUGAUAGUUGACAGAUGUAUCAAAGGUUCG